Molecule: messenger RNA, 1266 nt
Organism: Lethenteron reissneri (Far Eastern brook lamprey)
Lineage: Eukaryota; Metazoa; Chordata; Hyperoartia; Petromyzontiformes; Petromyzontidae
Gene: FKBP3
Product: FKBP prolyl isomerase 3
Molecular function (GO): peptidyl-prolyl cis-trans isomerase activity
Source: RefSeq, a predicted model, not a curated record
CCGUGAUCGUGACGUCACGAUCAUCCAAAGGUGGGUGGCCCAACACGAGGGCCGCGUCUGUCCGUCCGUCCGUCUCUUCCCCUUCGCACUCGAUGGCACCCGAGCGGCAGUGGACGUCCGAGCAGCUGGCUGGCGACGGCGUGAGCAAGAAGGACGUGAUCGUCUUCCUGCAGGAGCACGCCUCCGAGGCGUUCCUUGCAGAGCAGAAGUUGCUGGGGAACCUGAAGAAUGUGGCCAAAACGGCAAAGAAAGAGCACUUGGCCCAGGCUUAUGCCCUGCUGUUUGACACAAAGAGUUUCCGAGGGGAGGUUGCGGCGAAGGAGGCGUCCGUCCAGGCCAAGGACGUGAAGGACGCGGGCGCGGCGGAGGAGGUGGUGACGGCGGUGGCGGCGGCAGAGGCACCGGUGGAAGAGGGCCCACCCAAGUACACAAAGUCGGUGCUGAAGCGCGGGGACAAGGUGACCGUGCCGCGUAAAGGAGACACGGUGUCCUGCUGGUACACUGGCACGCUGGUGGACGGUACCGUGUUCGACACCAACAUCACGACCAGUGCCAAAAAGAAAAAAGCGACCAAGCCGCUGUCGUUUAAAGUUGGGUUGGGCAGAGUCAUCCGCGGGUGGGACGAGGCGUUGUUGACCAUGAGCAAGGGUGAGAAGGUGCGCUUGGAGAUCGAGCCUGAGUGGGCUUAUGGCAGGAAGGGCAUGCCAGAUGCCAAGAUUCCGCCCAAUGCGAAGUUGAUUUUUGAAGUGGAGCUGGUGGAUGUUCAGUGAAAGCCAGAAGAGAGAGCCACCCCACUGUUUCACGGAAGAAAAAAAACACAAACACACCAUCUCCGAAUCACACUUUUUACAAAUGAACACGCGCUUUUACAGGCUGGUCAAAUUCUCUCUCACCUGAGCAGUGAAUUAAGCUGCAUGUAAACAGCAUCUUUUACCGUGACUGGGGGUUCAACCCUAGCGGCUGAUCCUUUGACUUGGCUUGUUGCUGGACUUCAGUACGAGGAUGCCUUGGACUCUGAAGAUCCGUAAGCUUUGGAAUGCAUACAAGAAAUAUCGCAGCAAGCGCACACGGUGUGUGUGUGUGUUUUGGUCGUCCACAAGUAAAACCGCCGUACUUCAGUCUUGGUGGUCUGCAUGUUUGGCGAGUUUAUGUUGACUCCGUGGUUUAGUAGAAAUGGCGCGGCAAACCUUGCCAAGCCGCCCGACGUUGGGGCUUGUGGGAGUUGUUUCACGGGGAGGUUGAAUAAUAAAUUGCCCAUGAAACACA